Messenger RNA from Vicugna pacos (alpaca), 1695 nucleotides. RefSeq names its product hydroxyacyl-CoA dehydrogenase (gene HADH). Gene Ontology annotation, biological process: fatty acid beta-oxidation. Gene Ontology annotation, molecular function: (3S)-3-hydroxyacyl-CoA dehydrogenase (NAD+) activity; NAD+ binding. The record is from RefSeq and is a predicted model, not a curated record. NCBI's taxonomy places the organism in Eukaryota, Metazoa, Chordata, Mammalia, Artiodactyla, Camelidae. Gene Ontology annotation, cellular component: mitochondrion.
CGCGACCGCGCGAGGCGGCAGGGCAGCCAAGGCCUCCGCCCCCAUAGGUCGGUUUGCAGCUCUUGCGCGCUGUUGCCUUCUCCGCCAGGUUUAGUCCCUCUUGUCGCCAUCGCCCCAUGCACCAUGGCUUUCGUAACCAGGCAGUUCGUGCGCUCCCUGUCUUCCUCGUCCACCGCCGCGGCCUCGGCGAAGAAAAUAAUUAUCAAGCACGUGACGGUCAUCGGCGGCGGGCUGAUGGGCGCCGGCAUCGCCCAGGUUGCUGCAGCAACUGGCCACACAGUGAUGUUGGUGGACCAAACGGAGGACAUCCUGGCAAACUCUAGAAAGGGAAUUGAGGAAAGCCUUAGGAGAGUGGCCAAGAAGAAGUUUGCAGAAAAUCCCAAGGCAGGCGAUGAGUUCGUGGAGAAAACCCUGAGCAGCAUCUCGACCAGCACGGACGCAGCAUCUGUGGUCCACAGCACAGACCUGGUGGUGGAGGCCAUCGUGGAGAAUCUGAAGGUGAAGAGCGAGCUUUUCAAGAGGCUGGACAAGUUUGCCGCCGAACACACAAUCUUUGCCAGCAACACUUCCUCUUUGCAGAUCACAAGCAUAGCCAAUGCCACCACCAGACAGGACCGAUUCGCCGGGCUCCAUUUCUUCAAUCCAGUGCCCUUGAUGAAACUUGUGGAGGUCAUUAAAACACCAAUGACCAGCCAGAAGACGUUUGAAUCUCUGGUGGACUUCAGCAAAGCCCUGGGAAAGCAUCCUGUUUCUUGCAAGGACACUCCUGGGUUCAUUGUCAACCGUCUCCUGGUGCCGUACCUCAUGGAAGCAGUCCGGCUGUAUGAACGAGGUGACGCGUCCAAGGAGGACAUCGACACUGCUAUGAAGCUGGGCGCUGGCUACCCCAUGGGCCCAUUCGAGCUUCUCGAUUAUGUUGGGCUGGAUACUACGAAAUUCAUCUUGGACGGGUGGCAUGAAAUGGAUUCCAAGAACCCCUUGUUUCAGCCCAGCCCAUCCAUGAAUAAGCUGGUGGCAGAGAAUAAGCUUGGCAAGAAGACUGGAGAAGGAUAUUACAAAUACAAAUGAUGCUCAGCUUCUCUGGCUCCGGGAAGAAGCCCCCAUAAGCAUGUACCAGCAGCUCCCCAAGUGCCCACGGGAAUGUUCUUUGGUCAGACGUUCCCUCACACAGCACCAUCUAUUCGAUAUGCAUUUUGAUUGUAAUCUAUCUGAACUAAUUAUUUACCCUAGUAACAGUAGUAGCUGAUUCCUCCAUUGAGAACUAAUUCCCUUUGUAGUCUAUUUCUGUGUAUUUUCUGAAAAGCUUUAUGUACACCCUCGGUGCCUUGGAGCAAACAUUUCUUUCGAACCUGUGUCCAUCAUUGCCACACGGGAAUGUCACGAGUGAGUGACACGUCAUGGUGUGUCUGUGAAGGGCUGCGCAGGUAGCACCAGCAUCUCGCCUUUUCGAGAACAUUUGCCGCCUGCAGUUUCGAGCCUUACCCUACAUCCUGAGCACGGCGAUGUAAGGUGUCAUGUCUUGAUUCAACUCAUCACCAAAACACUGCUGCUGGGUUGGUGGGGAUAUCUCCACGUGCUGGGUUUGCCGGAAUAAGUUUCAUUCACAUCUGAAAUCGGAAUAAUUAUCGUCUGUCUGUCUGUUUUUUUCCAUGAGAAAUCAUUGCUGCAAAUUAAUAAAAUGUAGUCUUUCAAUCU